AUGGUCGCUCAGAGCUCAGGUCAUUCGUUGAUACAGCUGCGCAGUCCCUAUGAAUCCUAUAAAGCCAAAGCAGGACAAUGCUAUUUUUACGAUUGUGACUUUUUUGACAAUAUUGAGCACUUAUCAUCUCCUCAAUCGUGCGUGGAUCAGGGCAUAUUCUGUCGUUUUGUGAAGCACUUCUGCGAUGAACCAGUCCACAUAGAAGUAAUGAAGAGGGAUUGUGCGGCUACGUGCCGAUUUUGUGAAGAUAUUGUGAGGGAACAUCAUCAGAAUGGAACUACAAUUACUCUACCUAACGGCAUGCGUUUCCAGCAGAACCGAAAAAAUAACACCACUGCUGAUUUACCAUGUGGAGGGAUUAGAGCUCGGAAGUGCGUACUACCUGAAGAGAGAAAGCUUACCACAGCGACAUUACUGAAAAUAGGAAAAGUCAAGCCGGUAUCAUCGUCAAAGGAAAAGAACAAGACUGCCAACAGCACAUCUUCAAGUAGCACUCUUCCAAAAGAAAAAACCCGUAAGAGCCCUUUUGCAACAAAGUCAAUCACACCAUCACCCAGCAAUAAAAGAAUGAUUGAAUACAUGAAAAAUAAAACGAGAACCACCGCAGAUACGUCCACCACCGCAAUAUACAAUGUGUCAGUGGUUCCAGCUACAGAAUCAUAUGAAGCGAGAAGGAUCAAGCUAGAAGAGCUAUUGAAUAAUAAGGUAAGGUGAAU
Cylicostephanus goldi is the source of this 716-nucleotide messenger RNA. The record is from the annotation of a GenBank genome assembly. NCBI's taxonomy places the organism in Eukaryota, Metazoa, Nematoda, Chromadorea, Rhabditida, Strongylidae.